This is a messenger RNA of Orcinus orca (killer whale), 1085 nucleotides long. RefSeq names its product olfactory receptor 52B4-like. NCBI's taxonomy places the organism in Eukaryota, Metazoa, Chordata, Mammalia, Artiodactyla, Delphinidae. Gene Ontology annotation, molecular function: olfactory receptor activity; G protein-coupled receptor activity. The record is from RefSeq and is a predicted model, not a curated record. Gene Ontology annotation, biological process: G protein-coupled receptor signaling pathway. Gene Ontology annotation, cellular component: membrane.
AUGGCAACCCCCAACCACACUGGUACCAGCCAUUCACUCUUCAUUCUGCUGGGGAUCCCUGGCCUGGAAGACCAGCACAUAUGGAUCUCUCGCCCCUUCUUUAUUUCUCACCUUGUUGCUGUCCUUGGGAAUAGCCUCCUUGUCUUCAUCGUCGUCACUGAAUGCAGCCUCCAUGAACCCACGUACUUCUUCCUCUGCAUGCUGGCUGUGGCUGACCUCAUCUUGUCCACUACCACUGUGCCCAAAGCCCUGGCCGUAUUCCGGUUCCAUGCUGGAGAGAUUUCCCUCGAUGGCUGUGCCACCCAAAUCCUCUUCAUCCAUGCCACCUUCAUUGCUGAAUCGGUAAUCCUGUUGGCCAUGGCAUUUGACUGCUCUGUGGCCGUCUGUGACCCACUGCGCUAUGUCAGUGUGCCCUGUUGUGAAGUAAUCAUAAGGGUUGGUCUGGCUGUGGUCCUGAGGAGCUUCUCUGUGAUACUCCCAGGUGUGUUCCUGGUGAAGAGACCACCUUUCUGCCAUAGCAAUGUGCUACCACAUACCUACUGUGAGCACAUGGCUGUUGCUAAAUUUGCUUGUGCUGACAUUCGUGUCAAUGUCUGGUAUGGCUUGUCUGCUCUGCUCUCUACUGCAAUGAUAGAUGCCUUGCACAUCUGGGUUUCCUAUACCUUCAUCCUCAACGCAGUCUUCCGCCUCCCUUCCCGAGGAGCUUGGCAAAAGGCCCUAGGCACGUGUGGCUCCCAUCUUGGGGUCAUUUCCAUGUUCAUUACUGGCAUUUUUACCAUAAUCGCCCAGCAGUUUGGGCAUCAUGUUCCUCCUUAUGCCCACAUUCUGCUGGCAAACACCUGCAUGUUUGAAGGGAACAUCAAACAUCCUCAACUGAAGGGAAAAAAUCCCCACCAUCAUUUACAUUGGCCAAACCCAAGACAGAGACACAGAGAAGCAGAAAAGCUGAUUUCGUAACCUACUCUUCUAUUAAAAAAUAUUUCUCUAUGACCCAUGUUGGGUAUACAGAAUCCAACCCUCCCCCAGUACAUCCCAUUCAUAGAGGACUGAGUUCUCCUCCAUAUUCUCUCCAGUGGAUCAACCAA